AGCGGAGAGCAGGAGGGAGGCGCUAACACAGAGGAGCGGAGAGACAUACUCUCGGGUUCUCUCCAAAUGACUGUGAGACUGCUGUGCUGUUGCGAACUCCCUGGUGAUAAGUGUAGCUUGCCAGAAAGGCAACUGGAGCCUCUUCUGUGCCGGACAGUUCUCUCCCUCCGAGUCCUGACUGCGGAUGGCUAUGUUUGUGGUGGGACUUCGGCGCUUGGCUGUCACAUGAGCUGAAAUGGAGAAUGGUCGUUAACAUGAAUUCUGUGCACUCUGCUGGCGGUGGAGGCGACAACCGAUCAUCUCCGGAGCCCCUUUUCUACGACACCAACUUUACCAGUAAUCUCUCAAACGUGACUUCCCAGAACGGCACCUCACUGUGCCCGAGUAAAGGCGCUGUGCUCGGGCUGGUCCUGGUUCUCUUCAUUUUAUUCGCGCUGGUCGGUAACAUUUUAGUCAUCCUCUCGGUAGCUUUCAACCGGCACUUACAGACAACCACCAACUACUUUAUCAUCAACCUAGCGAUCGCAGACUUGCUCCUCAGCACCACCGUGUUGCCUUUCUCAGCUACACUGGAGAUCAUAGGCUACUGGAUAUUCGGAAGGAUUUUUUGCGAUAUUUGGGCUGCAGUUGACGUGCUCUGUUGUACUGCCUCCAUCAUGAGCCUGUGUGCCAUUUCAAUCGACCGUUAUAUCGGGGUUCGGUACUCCCUGCGUUACCCUUCCAUUGUCACCGAGAAGAAAGCAGUGCUGGUCGUGGUUGGGGUCUGGGUCUUGUCCAUAGUCAUCUCCAUCGGCCCCCUCUUGGGUUGGAAGCAGCCAGCGCCUCCUGAUGAGACUGAGUGCCAAAUCACGGAAGAUGCUGGCUACGCUCUCUUCUCGUCCCUUGGCUCAUUUUAUAUCCCUUUGACUGUCAUCCUGGUGAUGUAUGCCAGGGUGUACAUUGUAGCCAAGCGGACAACCAAGAACCUCGAGGCCGGGGUGAUGAGGGAGACAUCAAACUCCAGCGAGCGAGCUUUGCGCAUCCAUUGCAGGAAUAUUCAGGACGAUUCCAUCGUCUCCCGGUCCAAAGGGCACCACUUUAGAAGUUCCCUCUCUGUCCGCCUUCUCAAGUUCUCCAGAGAGAAGAAGGCCGCGAAGACGCUUGGCAUUGUCAUGGGCAUGUUCAUCUUGUGCUGGCUGCCAUUCUUCAUCGCUCUUCCCCUUGGUUCAUUCUUUCCGUCCUUGAGGCCAACUGAAACUGUCUUCAAAGUAGUAUUUUGGCUGGGUUACUCGAACAGUUGCGUAAACCCUAUUAUUUACUCUUGUAAUAGUAAAGAAUUUAAACGUGCUUUUAUCCGGAUUCUGAAAUGCCAGUGUCAUCGUAGGAGGCGACCAACUUGGAGGGUUUACAAUUACAACUGGAAGAUUAAUUCUUUUGAUCAGCAAAGGAAAGACUCAGUGGAUGGUGGCUCUGUUAUUUUCAAUGGCAAUGACAGAAGGUCAUCAUUGAAUUCCAAUCCCUGCUUCAGUGAUAAAAGUAAGGCACAGAGCUUAGAGAUGUGGAACCUAAGGGACUGGAGGCUGUUCCCUACCUUUGGCCAUUCUUCCUUGCAGGCCAAUGAACCAAAAGAACAAUAUGAUUCACCCAGAAAUAUCAUCAAUGGAGAGUACAGAGUCUGUACUACUUCAACUACUCUUACAACGCAAAACAUGAAUUUUGGACAACAAGCAAUAGCGGAAGAAUUUCAACAGAAUGUUCAGAGUCAUGAUAUAACAGAUAUUUAACAAAAGCCAACAUUUGCAUUUGUAAUGACUUGUGAUAAUGCUGUGUUGCUGUAUGUUAUAUUGUUUACAGUGGUAUAAAUGCACGUAAUAUAAUUGCUACAUAAACGUUUUAUUCUCAGUUUGAUAUGUGUACUUAUUUAUUAUUUCAGAUCUAUAUUUCCAUGGAAGCCUUAUAUCCUCAGAAAGAUGCUUAUUGCCUACAAUGCAUAGUUUGCAUUUAAACUAAAUGUUUUGUUUGUAUAGGUCAGUGAUUUAGUCUAUAUUUCAGUCUAUGUAUUAUAGUCCAUGUUGAAUAAAGAGUGUCCCCUAGAAAA
Messenger RNA from Hemiscyllium ocellatum (epaulette shark), 2077 nucleotides. Its product is annotated as alpha-1A adrenergic receptor-like. Gene Ontology annotation, cellular component: membrane. Gene Ontology annotation, biological process: adenylate cyclase-activating adrenergic receptor signaling pathway; phospholipase C-activating G protein-coupled receptor signaling pathway; positive regulation of cytosolic calcium ion concentration. NCBI's taxonomy places the organism in Eukaryota, Metazoa, Chordata, Chondrichthyes, Orectolobiformes, Hemiscylliidae. The coding region runs from base 243 to 1763 and encodes 506 amino acids. Gene Ontology annotation, molecular function: alpha1-adrenergic receptor activity. The transcript has 2 exons. The record is from RefSeq and is a predicted model, not a curated record.